Priceomyces carsonii is the source of this 1470-nucleotide messenger RNA. RefSeq names its product multidrug transporter (gene QDR1). NCBI's taxonomy places the organism in Eukaryota, Fungi, Ascomycota, Pichiomycetes, Serinales, Debaryomycetaceae. Bases 1 to 1470 code for a protein of 489 amino acids. Gene Ontology annotation, cellular component: plasma membrane. Gene Ontology annotation, biological process: transmembrane transport. Gene Ontology annotation, molecular function: transmembrane transporter activity. The transcript has a single exon. The record is from RefSeq and is a predicted model, not a curated record.
AUGUCCGAAGAAGUGAAAGAUAAGAAUAACUAUACUGAGCCACGACUAAGAGAUCAUGAAGAGAAACAAACACCUUUCACUGUAUUCACUAGGGGAAGUCGAUUUUUACUCAUCUCAGUCUUGUGCUUAAUAGGAUUUUGGAGUACAUGUUCAAACCCUAUAUAUUUUCCAGCUUUGCCUACUUUGGAGAAAUAUUUUCAUACAAACCCAUCUAGAAUGAAUAUAUCAGUACUUUCAUAUUUGGUACUUCAAGGAAUAUCACCUUCAAUCAGCUCAAACUUAGCUGACAGCUUUGGUAGAAGACCAGUUCUUACUUUUUCUUUAGUCAUUUUCAUAGUGGCUUGCAUUGGUAUAUCACAGACUAAGGCUUUUUGGCUCUUAAUAGUGUUAAGGUGUCUUCAGGCUGCUGGUAUAGCCCCCGUAAUAUCAAUAUCAUCUGGCAUCUCAGGAGACGUCUGCACACGAGAAAAUCGGGGUGGGUUCAUAGGUAUCACUUCUGGUUUUCAAUUACUAGGUAAUGGUUUCGGAGCCAUUAUUGGAGCUGCAUUAAUGAAUCUGUUCAAGAGCUGGAGAUCCAUAUUUAUAUUUUUAAUGAUAGGUGGAAUUGUUACAUUUGUGAUCACGCUUGUGCUACUUCCUGAGACGGGAAGAAAUGUUGUCGGAAAUGGUUCCAUCGAACCCCAAAGCUGGUUUCAUAGGCUGCCGAUAAUAUAUUUUCCUAAAUUUAAAAAUCGCUUAAAUAAUGCUACAUCUACUUUGAUUCCAUCCAGAAAGUUCGAUAUAUUUGCAUCCUUUAAAAUUUUGUUUCAAAUCAAGGUUUUUCUUAUUUUGCUUCCUGCCGGGAUCCAAUUCACAAUCUGGACGAUGGUGCUAACUUCUAUGUCUAACGUUUUGGAGAAUAAGUACGGCUAUUCUGUCUUACAUGUGGGUUUAAUAUACUUACCGCAAGGUAUCGGUUGCCUUGUUAGUGCCUUAGGUACAGGAAGAUUUUUAAAUUACUAUUACAAAAGGCGAAAGGCUGCGUAUGAGCUUCAAUAUUCUGGCUUUUCUGAUUCGGAGAAACCUAAGUUUAAUCUUUUGAGGAGUAGGUUUGACGUCUGCUUAGUCCCUGGAAUAUUGGCUAUAGUAGGAGAAGUUAUAUUUGGGUGGUGCAUUCAGUACAAAGAGCCAGCGAUAUCGAUUAUCAUAUCUACUGUGUUGGUUUCUACUUCGGUUUCCAGUUUUGUAUCUAUAGCGACCACCAUUUUGGUCGAUUUAUUUCCAGAGCAUAGUUCAACACUGACAAGUUGUAUGAACUUAGUACGAUGUUUAUUGGCUGCAUUAUUUGUUGGGGUAUUAGAUAAGAUGAUUAGUUGUAUGGGAUAUGGUGGAACUUUUACUUUCAUGGCCGGAAUAGGUGUCCUUGCCGAUUGCGGAUUGAUUGUUAUGGUUUUUCAAUACACCAAAUCUUUAUCAAACCCUUCUGUAUAG